Hydractinia symbiolongicarpus is the source of this 1410-nucleotide messenger RNA. RefSeq names its product capsule biosynthesis protein CapA-like. Lineage: Eukaryota; Metazoa; Cnidaria; Hydrozoa; Anthoathecata; Hydractiniidae. Bases 1 to 1410 code for a protein of 469 amino acids. The record is from RefSeq and is a predicted model, not a curated record. The transcript is spliced from 12 exons.
AUGUCUUACACCUUGAGUUCUUCGAACAAGGAUAAAACAAAUCAUAGGCACAAGAAAAAGAAUAGUGUGGGUAACCUCACCAAAAGACUUAGUUGCACGAAAUGUAGUGCUGGUGACAGAAAGCAGUUAAAUAUGCAGUUUCCUGUUUUUAUUUUUACACAAUUUUACACAAAUUUGGAAAAAAGUUUCUGUCACGACGAGCAAAAGAUGUUUAAAGAACGCAUUUACUUGAUUUUCAUACUCUGUCUACAGAUGUUGAAUAAGCCUGCCGCUACCUUAGGACUUUUAAUAUUAGCGAAUAAUGUAAAGUUAAUAUUUGGUGGUGAUGUAACAUUUUCUGAAGUCAUCAAAUAUCACGUUCGCCGAAUGAACUGCACAUAUAACGAAUCUUUUUCCCCACUUAAACCAUACCUUUCGGAAGCAGAUCACGUGAUUGUAAAUCUCGAAAGCCCUUUCCACCCUUACAAUGGAAAGAAGCUAACAGAACUAGAACGGAAGAAAAUAGUGAAGUUAAUCUCUGAUUUGGAUGCUAUGCCAACUUUAAGAGCUAGAAUCGAUGUUGUUACAUUGGCAAAUAAUCAUUUUAUCGAUUUUGGUGAAGAACCCGCCAAUAUCACUAUAGAAAAUUUAAAAAGACUUCACAUUGCAUAUUUUGGCGUGACUUAUGGCAGGCACAAAAUACUAAAACAGGACCCUUUGAUCAUUAGAAAAAACGGUAUUAGAAUCGGGUUUCUUGGUUAUUGUGCCACAAAUGAAGGUUGCUCGCGCGGCAAGUAUCGAAGAAUGGCGAAAGUCGGACCGGCAGUUUACAACAAGAUGUUGGUGAUAAAAGAAUUAAAAAUUCUAAAGAAGAAAGUGGAUGUUGUGAUUGUAUUCAUGCAUUGGGGAGAUGAAUAUUCCACUGAGCUACCGAAAAAACUCGGUCAGAAAAUAAUUAUUCGAGUUGCGCCAUACGCUGAUAUCAUCAUUGGGUGUCACCCACAUAUAACUCAAGAUCAUUUCUAUCAUAAAGAUGUUCUGGUUGUCCCCAGUCUCGGAAAUCUGUUGUUUCCCUCUCAUGGAACCGUAAUGAACAAGUCAAAUCUAGACAAAGUCUGGUAUAAAGAAGCAAAAGUUGUGAAGCCUGAAAGUGCAAACGGGAAACUUGUUAAGAUAGAAAUCAACAAGAACGGUCUAAUAAAGAACAAAGCAAAAUAUUUAAGCACUCAAACUGCUGUUAGCGAUAAACAUUGUAUGUACGUUAGAAAAAGAGAUAAUUCAUCGUGGCAGACUAUCUGCGGUGAAAAUGAUGAAAACUGUGAAGGGACAAGUGACUGUAAUGUGUUACAAUGUGAUGAUCAGAGAAAAGUGAAACCGAAUGAAGUACAUAUAAAGGUGGAAAGAGUCAAAAGCAUGAGCGACAUUGAUUGA